Gilbertella persicaria is the source of this 456-nucleotide messenger RNA. RefSeq lists its product as uncharacterized. Bases 1 to 456 code for a protein of 151 amino acids. Lineage: Eukaryota; Fungi; Mucoromycota; Mucoromycetes; Mucorales; Choanephoraceae. The transcript has a single exon. The record is from RefSeq and is a predicted model, not a curated record.
AUGAUAAUUUCUAUCAACUUUGACUAUUAUUUUAGGGGGAGCAUUUCGUUCACUCUGGUAUCAGAUCAAAUAUGUAAUAUAAUGAUACGUGCACAACUGUUUGUAGACUACUACAUUAUUACCUACUGUGACCAGGCUAUUGACAAAAGAGUCUUUACACAGAACUUUUGGCACUGUAUAAAGCAGCUCGUUCUAAAGAAAAUCCCAAAAAACAGAAAAGUCAUGUCAGACGAUUGCUUGGCUUUUUGGGAAAGCUUCUCUUCGCGAUACAACCUGACCUAUGAGAUAACAUCUAUUAGUGGUUAUUCCCAUUGUCUGACUACUACUUGUGCCGAAACUGCUGCCGUGUACACAAACAAUAUUGUAGAGUGUUUUGAGUCUAGAAUGAAAACGUACCUUGUGCAUGACAUUAUGAAGUUAUUCAUUUUCAAAAUAACGCUUCCAUUCUGUAUUUAG